Myotis brandtii (Brandt's bat) is the source of this 2485-nucleotide messenger RNA. RefSeq names its product eukaryotic translation initiation factor 2B, subunit 5 epsilon, 82kDa (gene EIF2B5). Gene Ontology annotation, molecular function: translation initiation factor binding; translation initiation factor activity; guanyl-nucleotide exchange factor activity. Gene Ontology annotation, cellular component: eukaryotic translation initiation factor 2B complex. Lineage: Eukaryota; Metazoa; Chordata; Mammalia; Chiroptera; Vespertilionidae. The transcript has 17 exons. The coding region runs from base 1 to 2136 and encodes 711 amino acids. The record is from RefSeq and is a predicted model, not a curated record.
AUGCUUGUGCCGAGCCUGGCCACAAUCGGCGCUCGAGAGAAUUACUACUCGCCCUACUGUACCACGCUUUGUGUUUACGAGGAACCGCCGCCGCCCCUACAAGCCGUUCUGGUGGCGGAUAGCUUCAACCGCCGCUUCUUCCCCAUCUCCAAGGACCAGCCUCGGGUCCUCUUGCCGCUGGCCAACGUGGCAUUAAUUGACUACACUUUGGAAUUUCUGACUGCCACAGGCGUACAGGAAACCUUUGUGUUUUGUUGUUGGAAAGCUGCUCAAAUCAAGGAACAUUUACUGAAAUCCAAGUGGUGCCGCCCUACAUCUCUCAAUGUGGUUCGAAUAAUUACAUCAGAUCUAUAUCGAUCACUGGGGGAUGUUCUCCGUGAUGUUGAUGCCAAGGCCUUGGUGCGCUCUGACUUCCUUCUGGUAUAUGGGGACGUCAUCUCAAACAUCAAUAUUACCAGAGCCCUGGAGGAACACAGGUUGAGGCGAAAGCUAGAAAAAAAUGUGUCUGUGAUGACAAUGAUCUUCAAGGAAUCAUCCCCCAGUCACCCAACUCGUUGCCAUGAGGACAAUGUGGUAGUGGCUAUGGAUAGUGCCACAAACCGGGUUCUCCAUUUUCAGAAGACCCAAGGCCUUCGACGUUUUUCUUUUCCUCUGAGUUUGUUCCGGGGCAGUGGAGAUGGAGUGGAGAUUCGCUAUGAUUUACUGGAUUGUCAUAUCAGCAUCUGCUCUCCUCAGGUGGCUCAACUCUUUACAGACAACUUUGACUACCAAACUCGGGACGACUUUGUGCGAGGCCUGUUAGUGAAUGAGGAGAUUCUAGGGAACCAGAUCCACAUGCAUGUGACAACUAGGGAAUAUGGUGCCCGGGUCUCCAACCUACACAUGUAUGCAGCUGUCUGCGCUGAUGUCAUCCGCCGAUGGGUCUACCCUCUCACCCCAGAGGCAAACUUCACUGACGACACAACUCAGAACUGCACUCAUUCCCGGCACAACAUCUACCGAGGGCCUGAGGUCAGCCUGGGCCAUGGCAGCAUCCUGGAGGAAAAUGUGCUCCUGGGCUCUGGCACUGUCAUUGGCAGCAAUUGCUCCAUCACCAACAGUGUCAUUGGCCCUGGCUGUCACAUUGGUGAUAACGUGGUGCUGGACCAGGCCUACCUGUGGCAGGGUGUUCGAGUGGCUGCUGGAGCACAGAUCCAUCAGUCUCUGCUUUGUGACAAUGCUGAGGUCAAGGAACAAGUUACACUGAAGCCACACUGUGUCCUCACUUCCCAGGUGGUAGUGGGUCCAAACAUCACACUGCCUGAGGGCUCGGUGAUCUCUUUGCACCCUCCAGAUGCAGAGGAAGAUGAGGACGAUAGCCAGUUCAGUGAUGAUUCUGGGGCUGAUCAAGAAAAGGAGAAAGUGAAGCUGAAAGGUUACAAUCCAGCAGAAGUCGGAGUUGCAGGCCAGGGCUACCUCUGGAAAGCUGCAGACAUGAACAUGGAAGAAGAGGAGGAACUACGGCAGAAUCUGUGGGGACUCACUAUCAACAUAGAAGAAGAAAGUGAAACCGAAAGUGAGCGAAGUAUGGAUUCUGAGGAGCUAGAUAGCCGGGCAGGCUCCCCACAGAUGGAUGACAUCAAAGUGUUCCAGAAUGAAGUCCUGGGAACACUACAGCGGGGCAAGGAGGAGAACAUUUCUUGUGAUAACCUAGUCCUAGAGAUCAACUCUCUCAAGUACGCCUACAACAUAAGCCUAAAGGAGGUGAUGCAGGUACUGAGCCACGUGGUCCUGGAAUUCCCCCUGCAACAAAUGGAUUCCCCGCUGGAUCCAAACCGCUACUGUGCCCUGCUGCUUCCCCUGCUCAAGGCCUGGAGCCCUGUUUUUAGGAACUACAUAAAGCGUGCAGCUGAUCAUUUGGAAGCGCUGGCAGCCAUUGAGGACUUCUUCCUGGAGCAUGAAGCUCUUGGUACUUCCAUGGCCAAGGUAUUGAUGGCUUUCUACCAGUUGGAGAUCCUAGCUGAGGAAACAAUCCUAAGCUGGUACAACCAAAGGGAUACAACUGACAAGGGCCGGCAGUUGCGCAAGAACCAACAGCUGCAGAGGUUCAUCCAGUGGUUAAAAGAGGCAGAAGAGGAGUCAUCUGAAGAUGACUGAAGUCCUACUGCCUGCUCCAGUGGGUGUGAGUGAAGGCCCUCCUGACUUCUGGGCCAGGGCAAGUGAGAGGCUAGUUGCAGAAUAUGAGUGACCACCAUCCUGGCUGAGACUUAAAGGAGCAGAGGCUGGAACUACAGUAUUCUUCUCACCGCCAGCAACCAUGUGCCUCACAUCCUGACUGGGGAGUUGGGAUGAGGGAAGUUGGGCUGGAAAAAAGCUCUGCCUAAUGAGGAACUAAGCAGGCCCUGCAGUUAGAGGAAGGCCAGAGGCACAGCUUUGUGUUUUGGCUUUCCCUCGGGAAGCAGCAGAGAGCAGCUGGCCUUUUCUGCUGCUUGUAUUUGUUAAUUUU